Messenger RNA from Cercospora beticola, 1977 nucleotides. RefSeq names its product Nem1-Spo7 phosphatase regulatory subunit SPO7 (gene SPO7). Gene Ontology annotation, molecular function: protein phosphatase regulator activity; phosphoprotein phosphatase activity. Gene Ontology annotation, biological process: nuclear envelope organization. The record is from RefSeq and is a predicted model, not a curated record. Lineage: Eukaryota; Fungi; Ascomycota; Dothideomycetes; Mycosphaerellales; Mycosphaerellaceae. Gene Ontology annotation, cellular component: Nem1-Spo7 phosphatase complex; membrane.
AGUCCAGCUGCUGCUACGCCUGCACUCCACUUCUAGCCUCCUCACCACAAGCCCGAGCGGUGAGCAACCAGCCCACGCACAUCAGAGGAUCACAGCACCAAAUUCACCUCUUCUUUCCCAACACCCGUACCUUCAGUUACACAUCGGCCCACCUGUGAAGCACAAUCACUUCGAAAGUGCUGCAUUCAAUCCAGAAGGACACUCCAAGACCAGCCCAAGCUCAGACCAUGUCAUUAUGUCCGACCCGAUAGACCGCAUCGUCAAAGGUGCUCCGCCACCAGACGUCUCAGCCGAACAGCUUGCUGCCAAUGCUCGAGCAUCAUCUUCCAAGCGAAAUUCUGUCACAGCACCCAUUCCUCCAGAGAUCAACCAUCCAACAUACAGCAAUGACCCCAGAGAUGCACUUCCCAGUAGUCCGCCUCAGAUUUACCUCAAUCUACUUAUCCUGGAAAGUAGUCUCCGGCUGCAGUAUAUCAGUCUACGGACCAGGCUGAGGUUGCAUUUGCUCUUGUUUGUCGGUCUGGUAGCUUGGACUGUCACCUUUACUUAUCUACUCUUCUUCCGGCCGCGAGAAGAUGGCAGCGGUGUGGGUGGAAGUGUCUACUGGGUUCUCGAGACUGGUGAGAAAAUGGGUUGGUGUUCGGGCUGCGUGACCUUGCUGCUGUUCUGGGGGACUGGCAUGUAUGAGCGAGGUGUACGGUGGCCGCGAAAGUUUAUCAGCACGACAAAUCGUGGCCUGCGAGGUUUCAACCUCAAAGUCGUUGUUGUGAGAGGUGGUUUGCUUCGCGAGAUGGUCUCAUGGCUUGCUUUGCUAGAUCCUGCUGGCUGGUUUCGCGAGGAAAGAGUCAAUUUUCAAAUUGUCCCGCGGGACAUUGAAAGCUUGGCCGGUCAAGGGAACGGCAAAGAAACGCUGCAUUGGAAUGCGCAUGCGGCAAAGUAUGGCCUGUUGGAAGAAGACAUUGCUCCAGCCGGUGACGUCUUGCGAGUGCUCCUACUGCCAAAGCCGUUCUCGCCCGACUUCCGUGAAGGCUGGGACACCUUCAGAAUGGAGUACUGGGAACGUGAAAAUGCACGGCGAUCACAGCUGAGGGCUGUUGUGCGAGCGAGGAAGCGGGAAGUGGCGAAGAGAGAAGGUGGAUGGUUCUGGUGGACUGGGUGGCGAGGCUGGCACAAUGUCACCAUGAACCCCUUCAGUCGGCGGAAAACAAGGCGACAGCAAGAACUCGAACGAUUGGCUUUGCGGGAAAAGAUCGCCACGGAAGCGCUCAGACCAAGGAUCGGAGGCGAACGACGAAGAAAAGAAUCACUUCUACACGGCGGACUUCCAGGAUCGAGGAGCGCAUCCAACAGCAGAAACACGUCUCGCGCUUCGACCCCCGGUCCCGAUGGCGAUUCUCGGCCAUCCACUGCCACGAAAGAGGGCCGAUCGAGACGAGGAAGCUCAGCCAGCAGUGUUGGUGGUCGACGACCAAAGAAACUCUCUUCUCUCAAUGAGCCUUCUCGUCUCUCCGCAACAGAGACCCUCCUCUACGAUGAACAUGGCCGAGAUAUCUUGCAAGAAAACUUAGAUCGUCCAGGCCCCUCUCCCAGAUCAUCUUUGCGACAUUCUUCGAAACGAGACAGCACGAUCAGCACUGGAAGCUCAGACUGGGGCGAAUCGAGAGAGAAUAGCUUCGAUAUGAGAUCUACGGACACGCUGAGUCCGCCUGCUGCGACGAGACAUUCGCCUAGGCAGAGAGAACGAGAGCAGCAGCAGCAGCAGCAGUCGAUUCUCGGAGAAGAGAUCAAGCAGGAGCCAGAUGAGGAAUGAUGAAAUACGAGUCGAAGGGGUGUUGUUGUUAGUAUAUAGGAAUGAAAUAUCAAUGACUCGUACGAUCUCAGACCUCGCGUUAAAUCUGGUGCAGAAUUACAUCUAAAGAAGCAACAAACAGCUGUCUACAAGCCCGUGCUAUCUGCUGGUCUCCUUGAGCACAGCCC